Molecule: messenger RNA, 1062 nt
Organism: Gekko japonicus
Lineage: Eukaryota; Metazoa; Chordata; Lepidosauria; Squamata; Gekkonidae
Gene: SOX3
Product: SRY-box 3
Exons: 1
Coding region: 28-1062 (344 amino acids)
Biological process (GO): positive regulation of transcription by RNA polymerase II; negative regulation of transcription by RNA polymerase II; cell differentiation
Molecular function (GO): RNA polymerase II cis-regulatory region sequence-specific DNA binding; DNA-binding transcription factor activity, RNA polymerase II-specific
Source: RefSeq, a predicted model, not a curated record
CUGGCGCAUCUUCUUCAAGCUCCGGCCAUGUACAGCAUGUUGGAGGGUGAGCUCAAGCCCCCCCAGUCGAACCCUGGAGGCGGCUCGGCAGGGAACGGCAUCCCGGGCGGCGCCGGCAAAGGAGGCGGCGGCGGAGGGGGCGGAGGAGGAGGAGGAGGGGGCGGCGGCGGCGGGGGGAACGGCGCGACGGACCAGGACCGGGUGAAGAGGCCCAUGAACGCCUUCAUGGUGUGGUCGCGGGGCCAGCGGCGCAAAAUGGCCCAGGAGAACCCCAAGAUGCACAACUCGGAGAUCUCCAAGCGCCUCGGAGCCGACUGGAAGCUGCUGAGUGACUCGGAGAAGCGGCCCUUCAUCGACGAGGCCAAGCGGCUGCGUGCCGUCCACAUGAAGGAAUAUCCGGAUUAUAAAUAUCGGCCCCGUCGGAAGACGAAGACGCUGCUCAAAAAGGACAAGUACUCUUUGCCGGGCAACCUGCUGGCGACGGGAGGCGCCGGCGGAGGCGCAGUGAGUAGCCCCGUCGGAGUCGGGCAGCGCCUGGACUCUUACGCGCACAUGAAUGGCUGGCCCAACGGCGCGUACGCCUCGCUGAUGCCCGAGCAGCUGGGCUACAGCCAGCACCCGGCCAUGGGCAACGCGCAGCUCCAGCCUAUGCACCGCUACGACGUGAGCGGUCUCCAGUACAGCCCCAUCAUGUCGAGCGCGCAGCCUUACAUGAGCGCGGCUGCCUCCACCUACAGCAUGUCCCCCGCGGCCGCCGCCGCAGCCGCCGCCGCCUACGGGCAGCAACCGUCGGGCCAUUCCAUGAGCCUGGGGACUAUGGGCUCCGUUACUAUGGGCUCCGUGGUGAAGUCCGAGCCCAGCUCGCCGCCGCCGGCCAUCACCUCCCACUCCCAGCGGGCCUGCUUGGGAGACUUGCGGGAUAUGAUCAGCAUGUACCUCCCCCCGGGGGGAGACGCGACCGACCCGUCGACGCUCCAGGGUACCCGGCUACACAGCGUCCACCAACACUAUCAGAGCGCCGGGACUUCGGUGAACGGCACCGUACCACUAACUCAUAUCUAG